GCCUCCCGCACCAAGUUGCGUCGGUGCCAUCCCUCCUCCCCCACAUCUCGCCGCCCUCGAAUUCUCAACUACCACAUCGAGCGUCGACACUCUGCGUUGAUAUGUCGGAUUAACGAUGGAGCAAAGGAGCAAGAACCAGGACAGCCCCGAUCAUCACCGGCCGCAGGAGCCAGCGGCGCCGCUCCCAUGCGCCAACGGUUGCGGCUUCUUCGGCUCCCCGGAUACCAGCGGCAUCUGCUCCAAGUGCUUCCGCGACAGUCUCCGCCGGGCCGAGGCCCAGCUGCAGGCGUCUGCGGAGGCCGAAGCGCCGGCAGCGGCGUCCAAGGAGCGAGAUGAGCGAGGGGCAGAGACCAAGAGCAGGAGCAGGUGCGCGGCGUGCUGGAGGAAGGUGGGGCUGAUGGGGUUCGAGUGCCGGUGCGGCGGCGUGUUCUGCGGCGAGCACCGCUACUCGGACAGGCACGACUGCGGCUUCGACUACAGGGCCGCCGGCCGCGCCGCCAUCUCCCAGGCCAACCCCGUCGUCAGGAACGACAAGGUCGACAAGUUCUGAACUACCACGCGCGCUCUUAGCUAGUAACUUGAUUUGGGCUUCCUCCAAUUUAGGAUCGAUCUCGUAUGGGUGCUUUAGAAUUGUGAUCGAUGGACUCGGGUCGAUCAUCUGUACGAGUGAUGCAGAAUACAAAUGGAUGAUUAUGUCA
Messenger RNA from Lolium rigidum, 698 nucleotides. RefSeq names its product zinc finger A20 and AN1 domain-containing stress-associated protein 2-like. Gene Ontology annotation, molecular function: zinc ion binding; DNA binding. The coding region runs from base 116 to 550 and encodes 144 amino acids. The record is from RefSeq and is a predicted model, not a curated record. Lineage: Eukaryota; Viridiplantae; Streptophyta; Magnoliopsida; Poales; Poaceae. The transcript has a single exon.